AGCCUCCUCUUUUUUGUUUGUACAUCAGAUUUCCGGGGGUCUCUGCAACUUUGGGCCCUAUUUCUUAGGUGCCUGACAGCUUUCCUUUGCAUUUACGGCCUGUGGUUCGUCUUUCGUUAGUCCAUCAUGGUCUUUUCCAUCUCAAGGGUAGCUACUACCCUCGGGCUUCUCUUGCCCACCGUUGCUUCAUUCGCCGUAUCUUACGAAGACCUUCGACCCAGAACGCCUGAGGUCCCUUGGAAGAAGACUGGGCUUUUCACUGGGCAUAGCAAACGGCAGGGGUACGAGACUGCCUGCAAUUUUGGCCCCGAGUCCAGAGGAUGCUGGUAUGGCGACUUCAACAUUGAUACGGAUAUGGACGUGUCAUGGCCAAACACGGGGAAGACAGUCAAGUACCAUCUGACUAUCACAAAUACCACUGGAGCACCAGACGGUUUCGAGAGGCCAAUGCUACUGAUCAACGGGCAAUACCCAGGACCAACUAUAUUCGCUGACUGGGGAGAUGACCUGGAGAUCACUGUGACCAAUAGCCUUGAAAACAACGGUACAGGUCUACAUUGGCACGGUCUGCGGCAACUCGGAACGAAUGAACAAGACGGUGUCAACGGCAUCACUGAAUGCCCAAUCGCGCCCGGUGACUCCAAGGUCUACAAGUUCAAAGCAACUCAAUACGGCACCACUUGGUAUCACUCGCACUACUCAGUGCAAUACGGCGACGGCAUUGUAGGGCCUCUGAUCAUCAGAGGACCUUCAACAGCAAACUACGAUAUUGAUCUUGGCCCAUUGCCCAUGACUGAUUGGUUUCACGCAACCACCUUCACCGUGAACGCUGCAGCCGUUCACGCCGCCGGUCCUCCAACCGCAGACAAUGUUCUUGUCAACGGCACAAUGACAUCGGCUUUUGGUGGCAAGUACGGCGAGACAAUCCUAACCCCCGGUAAAGCGCAUCUGCUGCGCCUGAUCAACGUUGGUAUCAACAACUACCUCCAUGUCGGCCUCGAUGGACACAAGUUCAAGGUCAUCUCGUCCGAUUUCACGCCUAUUGAGCCUUUCGAAACUGACAGCCUGGUCCUUGCAGUCGGCCAACGCUAUGAAGUCAUUAUUAACGCGACCCAACCUAUUGACAACUACUGGCUCCGCGUGGGCACUGGUGGUACAUGCGAUGGUCCCAAUGCCAACGCUGCAAACAUCAGGAGCAUCUUCCGGUAUGCUGGCGCUCCCAGCACGGAUCCCACCACCACUGGCGAGCUUCCAACGGGCUGCUACGACGAGACUAACAUUGUACCCUACGCCAAGACGACCGUUCCCCAGGAGAUGCCGGAACAAUUGACCGUAGGCUUCAACCCCAACUACACUAGCGAUGUGACGCAAAACCAAGGCCUGGUACAAUGGCUUGUAAACGGCAAUCCCAUGGCAAUCGACCUCGAGGUUCCGACACUACAGUCAGUGCUGGAUGGCAAUGUUACCUUUGGAAACAACCGUCACGUCUUUGCUGUCGAUGAGACAAACAAGUGGCAAUACUGGGUCAUUCAACAGACCGCCACCAACCCACCACUUCCCCACCCAAUCCAUCUUCACGGCCACGACUUCUACGUCCUCGCACAAGUCGAAAAUGCAGUCUGGAACGGCGACAUUUCGACGCUGAAGACCGAUAACCCCAUUCGUCGCGACACGGCCGAUCUUCCCGCUGGCGGUUACCUGGUUCUUGCAUUCGAGUCUGACAACCCCGGCGCAUGGCUCAUGCACUGCCACAUUCCCUUCCACGUUGCCGCCGGUCUCGGCGUGCAAUUCCUCGAGCGCGAAUCCGAAAUCGGCGCCAAAGACGACUACGCAGAAAUGCAACGGACAUGCGCAAACUGGAAGUCGUACAUUGAUGACUUCCAUCCAAAUGGCAUCUUGUUCCCCGGCGACUCUGGACUGCGUCGGUAAAAAAAAAAGUGCAGAAAGCAAGAUCUUGUGUUUUUUUUUCUUUUUGUAAAGCCUGAUUCAAGGCUGCGGUGGUUAUCUUCUGUUUCGAUGAUGAUGAUGAUGAUGAUAUCAAUGAUACUCCACCCUCGUUUGCAUUUUUUUUUCACCUUUUUUUUGCUUCCUUCACAAGAGCGUUCUUGGGUGGCUGGCUUUUACUUCUUUUUCUUCUCAUGUCUCAUCACAUGCCCG
This is a messenger RNA of Exserohilum turcica Et28A, 2157 nucleotides long. RefSeq lists its product as uncharacterized. The coding region runs from base 127 to 1929 and encodes 600 amino acids. The transcript has 5 exons. Gene Ontology annotation, molecular function: copper ion binding; oxidoreductase activity. The record is from RefSeq and is a predicted model, not a curated record. Lineage: Eukaryota; Fungi; Ascomycota; Dothideomycetes; Pleosporales; Pleosporaceae.